GCAUUUUUUACAUUUUUUACAACUUAAAUGAUCCAUUUAAAAAAUCAAACAAAAAAUUUGAGUAGUUUAUAUCAUCAAGGUUCUAAUUACAAUAAAAUAAAAGUUUAUAACUUUAAUUUAAUGCAAUAAAAGAUUAAGGGUUUGUUUGCAUUUUAAAAUAAAGUUUAAGGGCUUAUUUGGGUAUUAGACCAUUUUAUUAUUACUUCUCCCCUGGGCUUUCUACUAUGAGGAUACAUUUACCAACUUAACCAUAACAGUCCAAAAGACACCUUCAGUAGUACUUCUAAUGGUUAACUGGAGCUUUCUUUUCUGAGCCUCAUGGCAAUAUGUUCAUGCCAAAGACAGCAGGAAACAUUGAUGUUGACUCUGAAAGACCACAUUACUCAAGUAGAGUUUCUACAAAAUUUGAUGUCAUUUUCGAUUAAUACACCACUUGUCGAUCCAUGUAUGAGAUAGCCAGUACUAAUUUGCUUCUAUAUAAGUGAAGGCAAACUUGAACAUGUUGCUCACAGCAAAGAGAUUGAAAUAAACCAUAAGAAAAAAAAAAGGAAAAAAAAAAUACUAAGAUGGCUAGGGUUCUUUGCAAGCGUCUUCUUGUUGUUGCUAUUUUCCUCUUUUUCUUCAUCUCCACAACGGCUAGAGCAAGAAAUAUGCCAGUGGCUAAGGAAACUCAGAAAGUCCAUGAUGAUCGGGUGCAUAUAACAGCAACAGAAGAUCAUGGAGCGCCUAAUAUUAAUGUUGAUGAGUUAGUAUCUAUGGACUACACUCCAGCAACCAGGAAGCCUCCAAUCCAUAACUAAUUAGCAAAAUUUUGUAAAACAAGUUCUAGCUAGUUUAGUUCUUGUUUCCUUUUUCUUAACUUUAUAAAUUUGAGUGUACACAUUUAUGCAUAGUAAGAAGGAUAAAACGAUGAAAAAAAUUAUUUACAAAUAUGACCAGAAUCGUAGACAUUCACAUACCUCUAGGGUUUAUGCAAUUUUUUUUUUUUUUUGUAAAUAAGUCAUGCAAGUUUUCAAUAUAUAGUAGCUAUAGAGAUGCCUUGGAUUGUAUCAGGAUCUUUUAGUAAUGGAGACAUAAAA
Molecule: messenger RNA, 1079 nt
Organism: Durio zibethinus
Lineage: Eukaryota; Viridiplantae; Streptophyta; Magnoliopsida; Malvales; Malvaceae
Source: RefSeq, a predicted model, not a curated record